AUGGCGAAUAGAAAUGACGAUUUACGGACAGCCGAAGUGAAGUUAUCGCUUGUUGAAGUGGAACGAAUGAUCUCGGAUACGGCACAAUUGAACGAUGAGGAAGAGCUGAAGAGACGUGAAGAGACGAUCAUCAAUUUCGGCAAACAUCUUUGUGAAGAGAAGGACACGGAACAGUUAAAGCAGUUAAUCACAUUAAUUCGCCCGUAUUUGACGAGUUUCGGCAAAGCGAAAGCGGCCAGAGUGGUGCGAUCUCUGGUCGAUAUGUGCCUACAGAUCGACCAAGAUCCUCAGCUGAAACUCGAACUGUGCAGAGAGUGUGUGGCAUGGGCCACGAAACAAAAACGUGUCUAUCUGCGACAUUCAUUGGAAGUUCGCCUGAUAAGACUGCUGAAUGAGAUGGGCAAAUAUCCCGAAGCAAUAAAUAUGGCCACAAAGCUGAAUCAAGAACUGAAGAAAGUGGAGAAUAAAGACGUUCAACUGGAGGUGCAAUUGGAGGAGAGUAAAAGUGGUUUCUCGUUGAACAAUUUGAGUAAGGCAAAAACAUCACUAGUGGCCGCCAAAACGACAGCCAAUGCGCUCUAUAUCGAGCCAAAACUUCAAGCUCAGCUGGACUUGCAAUCGGGUGUGUUGCAUAUGGCCGAGGAUCGAGACUAUAAAACGGCAUUCUCCUACUUCUACGAGGCUUUC
Messenger RNA from Anisakis simplex (herring worm), 687 nucleotides. The record is from the annotation of a GenBank genome assembly. Lineage: Eukaryota; Metazoa; Nematoda; Chromadorea; Rhabditida; Anisakidae.